GCACCGGUGACUCCGGCAGCUCAGUCACAGCAGAUACCGGCCGCUCAAUCACGUACACCUGUCCAAGCGGAGGUAGCAAGGCUCUUUGCGCCAUAUAACAUUGGAGCCAGAAGGAAUAUGACGAGACGACCAGCACAAGUCCAAGUUAGCCGAAGAAGCUACACACACACUGUCUGUUGUUUGGCUGACCACAAUGCGGAUAAAAUUCCAAGCGUACUGUUUAAAGCUGAACUUCUUACUUCAGGACUUGGAGAGCAAAAAGUAACAUUUUCAGGAGAGCUCACGUCCUGCCUCUGGUCCAGUCAUCCCCUGCAUCACUUGUCAGAAGGAAGUUCCCUUUUCAGAGAUGAAGCUGCACAGAUUGAGCUGCAAUGGGACACCCAUGCAGGAAUCAGAAAGAGAACAAGAGGGAGGCCAAAGUGAAGAAAAUGAUAGUGAGACAGCCCUAGUCAGUGACAGUGUUCCAGUGAGGCCUGAAACAUCAGCUGAGAGUGCAGUAGUACCGGCAGUGAUUGUCAACGAGGAGUUGGAUCGCAAAGAAACAGACAGUGAAUGGAAGCUUAUUAAAGAACCCACUCAAGCUGCCAAAGUUUUCAAAGAGAAUCUGCUAAGGGAACAUGCAACUGGGAAACCACUUAGAAUGAAGAUGGAUGUAAGGGACUCUGAAGAGGACAGGGAACGGGAGCUUCUCUUAUUCUAUAAACAGCAGCAAGAAUGGGCAUGUCCACUUCAUUGUACUCUGGUUGGUGAUGUUGCUAUCGGAGAGGGAGUGAUGCGGUACUUUAUGACAACAAUCAUAUCCAAACUCCAGUUUGGAUUCAGUCUAGAUCUUGGAGGAAUGGGCCGAACACUGCUAUUUGAGGGUGAACCUGACCAUCUUGUUCCAGCAGCAUCAGAGGCACUUAUUGAAAGCAACCUCUUCCGGGUUGCAGGAAGGAUGUUGGGCCACACCUUUCUGCAUGAUGGUCCCCAUGUCACAGGACUAAGUCCUGCUGUAAUUCAUGUACUGUUCAAUGGGGACCCUGAAAUGGCUACUGUUGUUACAGAAGAGUGUCCUGAUCUGCACAUCAGGAGCAUCAUAGAACUGCUUGAACAUGAAGAUCUUACACCGGAACAGAAGGACACAGUUUCAGAUCUUUCCAUGUCUUGGGAUCUUCCGGCAGUCACCAAAACAAAUCGGAGAUGGCUACAUAACAAACUUCUACUCCAUGCAGUCGUUGGGAGGACCAUGCGCCAAAUUAAACAGUUGAGAAAGGGACUGAAAGAUGUGAUGGUAUGGCCCCUGCUGACAUCUAGGCCGGAUGUUGUACCACUUCUUUUCCCCAAAAUGGCUGAAAUGCAGUUCACACCCCAGAUGCUCCUAGAAAAAAUCACAUGGCCAGUUGAGGACAGUGAUGAUGAAGACUUUGACUUAGACACCACCUGCCGCAUCACUGGCUUUCUAAGGAUGUUCAUUGAAACAGCUUCAUCAGGUACCCUGGCCCAGCUGCUGACAUUCUGGGUUGGCUGGGAGAUGCUUCCUCCUGAACUGAGAGUGGAGAUUUCUGGGGGAACCCUUCCUACGUCCUCCACAUGCUUUGAAACCCUAAAGCUGCCAGCUCAUUUCAAACUCUACAUGGACUUUGAGAAAGCACUUGUCGCUGCCAUAAAAAGUACUGGAUUUGGGCUUGUUUAAGUUUUUUUCAGACGUCAAUUAGGGCUGGGCAAUAUUUUAAUAUUAUAUCUAUCGUGAUAUAAGACUAGAUAUCGUCUUAAGGUGCUUUUCCAUUACCAGUACCUACUUGACUCGCCUCGCCUCGACUCGCUGUGCGUCCGUUUCCCAUUGCAGAUUUUAGGACGAGGCGAGUAGGUACCAUGUAAUGGAAAAGCACCAUUAGAUUUUGAAGAAGUGUAAUAUCGUUACAUGGUAAGUUUAGUCUUUUCCUGGUUUCAAAGGCUGCAUUACAGUAAAGUGAUGUCAUUUUCUGAACUUACCAGACUGUUCUAGCUGUUCUAUUAUUUGCCUUUUACCACUUAGUCAUUAUAUCCACAAUAUGAUAGUUAUUUAUCCGAAAUCUAAAUGUGGAAGAUAUUUUGUGAAUGCACCAAUUGUCAACCUUACAAUAUCGUUGCAAUAUCGACAUCAAGGUGUUAGGUCAAAAAUGUGAUA
Coregonus clupeaformis (lake whitefish) is the source of this 2149-nucleotide messenger RNA. Its product is annotated as G2/M phase-specific E3 ubiquitin-protein ligase-like. The transcript has 11 exons. Gene Ontology annotation, molecular function: ubiquitin-protein transferase activity. The coding region runs from base 347 to 1675 and encodes 442 amino acids. The record is from RefSeq and is a predicted model, not a curated record. NCBI's taxonomy places the organism in Eukaryota, Metazoa, Chordata, Actinopteri, Salmoniformes, Salmonidae.